GCUUUCUAACGUUUAAAUUAGAUUUUAGUUCGCUAUGGGCCAAGCAGCAGACCCGGCCCAUCCUAGUUCCGUUGACGGCGAAGAUGAAGACCUACGCCGGGGAAGAGUGUGACCGGGUUUGCAGUGCCACCGAAGCACCCCGCAUUUGUUAUUUCAAGUGGAUUGCCGAGAGUUACGCAGCAAUGGGAUCGGCCUGCAAAGAAUGCCGAUGGGGCAACCAUUCCGACUGCUUCCACCCGCAGUGCAUCACCGCCGACGGCAUGGAACGGAGCGUGGUGACGCUGAACCGGCAAAUCCCGGGACCCACGAUCGCCGUCUGUCGGAACGACGUCAUCGUGGUGGACCUGCUGAACCACAUGGAGGGCUCGGCCGGUGCGAUUCACUGGCACGGCAUGCACCAGAUGCAGACGCCCUGGAUGGACGGCGUCCCGAUGGUGACGCAGUGUCCGAUUCCGUUCGGGGACAUCUUCCGGUACGUGUUCAAUGCCAGCGAGCCGGGAACGCAGUUUUACCAUUCGCACGCCGGACACCAGAAGGCCAACGGGCACUUUGGGUCGCUGAUUGUGCGAAAUCCGAGUGAUUUGAACAGGGAGUUGUACGAUGCGGAUCUGACCGAGCACAUAAUUAUUAUUGCGGACUGGACGCUGGACAUGGCGGAGAAGUACGUUCCGGGGCUGCAGAGUAGCACCAUCCAGAUGGAUUCGAUUUUGAUCAACGGUCGGGGUAGGCAUUUCGAUGAAGAAGACCAAGAGCUGCAACAGUCUCCACUGACGGUUUACCGCGUAGAGCAGGGCAAACGCUACCGUUUCCGGGUAGUCAGCAGCGGUAGCCAGUUUUGUCCGUUUCAGUUACAAAUUGAACACCACAGGAUGCAAAUCAUUUCGACAGACGGUGGCGCCGUCCAACCGCUGGUCGUGGACACGCUCGUUUCGACGUCCGGCGAACGGUACGAUUUCGUCCUUUCGGCAGACCAAAAACCAGGAAACUACUGGGUACGAGUACGAGCCAUCGGCUUUUGUGACAUCCAGCGGAAGGAGGAGUAUGCCGUCCUUUCGUACUCGUCACCGGCCGACGUCAGCGACCAAGAGUUGGCCUUUCCGACGGUGGAACCUCCUGGCUGGGACGAACCGUAUCCGGUUGGUGUGAUCCUGAACCACCCAAACACCACCUGCUACCAGCCUGGGGAUCAGUCCGUGUGUGCCGCUGACCUGGAAUCCCACGAAGUUCACCGGGACGAUGCCCUGAUCGAUGCGAAGCCGGACAAAAAGUUUUACAUCGCAUUUGACACGUUCCAGGCGGACACCAACCUGCUGUUCUCGGAAAAUGGAUACGUCCGCUACAUGACUGUGGCCCUAACGUUCAACAACAUUGGCAUCACGAACAACAUCAGCAUGGUGAACUUGCCGUUUCCGCCGUUGACCCAACCGGACCUGCUGGCCACGGUGGAGGACCAAUUUUGCAACUCGACCUCCAAACCGGCCCGUUGCCUGCCCGACCGGGCCUGCUUCUGCACCCACCGGCUCCAGGUGGCGCUGAACGACGUGGUCGAGAUGUCACUCAUCGACGAUGCCGACCAGAUUCGUGAACUGUACCACCCGUUCCAUCUGCACGGCCACCGGUUCAUCGUGAUGGGCCAGGGCCAGGUGCCACCCGGGACGCGACGCCAGGUGGACAAGUUUGCGUGGUUAAAGGCCCAAGCCCCCCGUCGUGGUGGCAUGCCGGACAGCCAUAAUCCACCCUACAAGGACACCGUGUCCAUCCCGAGCCGGGGCUACACCAGAGUUCGGUUCCGCGCCGAUAAUCCAGGCUUCUGGCUGGUGCAUUGUCAUUUCGAGUGGCACCUUGGCAUCGGAAUGUCCCUCAUCCUGCAGGUGGGAGAUGUCGACCAGAUGAAAAAGCCCCCGCCCGGAUUCCCCACCUGUGGCCACUACAGACCGGACGCGGAGAGUAUUCUGGGAAUGGUUUGAAUAUUGAGUACAGGCUUACAUUGAGGACAGCUCGAAGCUUGUGUUGUGGGUUGUAAAAUUCAAUUACUAACGGUUAAUUUUAGUGAUGAAAAAGAGUAUGAUAAUUCAACGAGAAAUUAGAAAAUUCGAGGACAAAU
This is a messenger RNA of Culex quinquefasciatus (southern house mosquito), 2104 nucleotides long. RefSeq names its product laccase-2. Gene Ontology annotation, biological process: iron ion transport. The transcript has 9 exons. Gene Ontology annotation, cellular component: plasma membrane. Lineage: Eukaryota; Metazoa; Arthropoda; Insecta; Diptera; Culicidae. Gene Ontology annotation, molecular function: oxidoreductase activity; copper ion binding. Bases 84 to 1967 code for a protein of 627 amino acids. The record is from RefSeq and is a predicted model, not a curated record.